AUGUCACUCUUCUCGAACAUACUCGGCGGCAUGGCCUUCGGGUUCGCUGCGCGUGUCGGCCAGCUGGCCAUCCAGAAGCGGAACAUCUACGACAACCUGGCGGGACACGCCGUGUCAACGGCAGCCUUUGGCUUCGUAGGAUACUGGGCGUAUAAGUGGGACGAGCGGGCUGCAGUGCUCAUCGCAGAGAAGCGGGCCCAGAUUGCUGCACGGAGAGAGGCCGCAGCAGCAGCACACUCAUGA
This is a messenger RNA of Fomitopsis serialis, 243 nucleotides long. RefSeq lists its product as uncharacterized. Bases 1 to 243 code for a protein of 80 amino acids. The record is from RefSeq and is a predicted model, not a curated record. Lineage: Eukaryota; Fungi; Basidiomycota; Agaricomycetes; Polyporales; Fomitopsidaceae. The transcript has 2 exons.